AUGCCGCGUGAGCGCCAAUACGAAUUCUUCGUUACAACAAAGGAGCCCCACCAGCUCGAAGGUCAAGACCGCGGCCGCAUCCGUAGCGUUGUAAUGAAAAACUUUUUCGAGGCGCAAUGGUGUGGAGGAUAUACUAAGUCGGAGAACCAUUCGAAAGAGACGGUGCAGAGAAAGACGAAUUUGAAAUCGAGAUUCAGACUGCCGAAGCCAGGACCGCGGGACAAGAAAACGGGUUCGCAGACUUCAUCAGAAGACUCACCGAAGGGGAUUGAACACAGCACCUCGAGUGGACCCAACACACCUCGUGAGAACAGAGGGACCCCACGCAGAAUGAGGGCAAAGUUCAUGCUAAAAAUUAAUCCGGGCGCUCACCUUUUCGACCCGUUCGAUGUAUUACCCGUUCCGGGAACGUGGCAACUGAAUGUUCUCGUGAAGCUAUACAAAUCCGGCAGCGGAAUCAACUCGGUAGCCAUCAACGCACGCAACUCGUGGUGGUCCUUCAUCAGCAACGAUGCUGGACUGUUGCAUGCAACUCUAGCGACCUGGGCGCUAUAUGGAAUCCUCAUUCGAGGGAUGUAUGAUCUUCAAGUCGAAACGAUAAGACACAAGAACGAAGCUAUCAAAGAGAUCAACAACAAGAUCGGCAGUCCUGGAGGAAAGAUCUCGGACGAGCUGGUGGGCACUGUGGCGACACUCGCCAGCUGCGAGAACCUUCUCGGCGCCUACGAUGCCGCGCAGCUUCACAUUGCUGCAUUGAAGCGCAUGGUCGAUGCGCGUGGCGGACUGUUUGCCUUUGGCCACAAUGACGGGCUGAUGAGGGGAAUUUUGUGGGUCGACAUUCACACCGCGACUGCCUUCCGCACACCUCCAAGCUUCCCGAAAGUAUACCUCGAUCCAGACACACCUCCACUCCCAGAGGAGCUUCUCGAAGAGGCUGCCUACACCUCCCCAACGUGCCUUCUUGGCCUCUCGCUAGCUGGCAUCGAGUGCUUCAACAUUUUCUACCGACUGCACCGGCUCGCUCUUGCCGUAUCACCUAGAUGGAUGAGGAGCGUGAGCCGGCUGACCUUCAGCAAUCUACUUUACGAAACGGAGUACAUGCAACUUUGGGUACCAGACUACUCGCGCGACUUCCUAGACUUCGAUUUGGACUCCAACGAUGAAGGUGGCGAGGCUCUCGCAGAAGGAGCAGCUCUUGCUGAUUCGGCAAGUGUUGUCGAGGCACUGCUUGCAGCAUCGCAGAUCUUCAUCUACGUAGCUUUGAGAGAGAUACCUCCCAAGGCGAGGCUGUUCAGCAUCCUGCUGGAGCGAUUGCGUGUGGCGCUUGACCGGCCGAACAUCAAGACAGUCAGCGUCUGGGAGAAAGCAAGCAACUUGCAGAUGCUGCUCUGGGUGCUGGUUGUUGCUAGUUCAGCAGCACCAGCAGGGGGUGGUAGGGAGUGGUGGGUUCAUCGGCUCGCCGAUGUUGUGGAGGAGCUGGGGGUGCGGGAUAGAAGAGAGCUCCAGGAGAUGUUGGAGAAGGUGGCUUGGACGGAUGUUUUCUUUGGGAGUGUACUGGGAGACGUGUGGCAGGGCGUGGAUGAAUGCGGGCACGCAAUUGAACGGGGACAGGGUUUUUCGAUGCAGGGUCCAGCAAGCCCAUGA
Molecule: messenger RNA, 1644 nt
Organism: Paraphaeosphaeria sporulosa
Lineage: Eukaryota; Fungi; Ascomycota; Dothideomycetes; Pleosporales; Didymosphaeriaceae
Exons: 6
Coding region: 1-1644 (547 amino acids)
Source: RefSeq, a predicted model, not a curated record